This is a messenger RNA of Acanthoscelides obtectus, 356 nucleotides long. Lineage: Eukaryota; Metazoa; Arthropoda; Insecta; Coleoptera; Chrysomelidae. The record is from the annotation of a GenBank genome assembly.
UGAAUUUUUCAGAUGCCGUCAACUCCUGAAAAUGGUUAUUAGUUUCAGAACAAUAUCAAGAGUUGUGGAACUUUCCAAAUUGCUUGGGCGCCAUGGAUGGAAAGCAUGUAGCGCUACAAACGCCAAUAAACAGCGGCAGCGAAUACUAUAACUAUAAAUCACACUGUAGUAUUGUAUUAUUCGCUUUAGUUGACGCAAAUUACAAUUUUAUAUUUGCUGAUGCAGGCUGUCAGGGUCGAAUUUCUGAUGGAGGCCAAGAAGUCUACCAGGAAGGAAUCAGGAGGUGGAGUAUGUAUUUCUCGGAGAGCAUUUCCGUUGAGUAAGCAUAUUAUGAAGCCAUUCUCAGGAACCCAUCG